CACGCACACCUGUUAUUCGGAACAUGUUCCAACGAGUAAAAACGAGUAUUUGAUUCAUCUUUGUGGGCUUUUUAUUACUGGAUGUUGCUACUUCGUUCUGAUUGUCUUCUGAGGCUUCUCUGAGCAAGGUCACCCUACAACAGUUCAUUAAGAUGAGGUUAUUCGUGUUCGUGUCCUUGGCUGUGUUUGUUUUUCCUGCCAUCAAGCCGGCCUGUGGACAGCAAAAUAAGCCGCCUACCAGGCAUCCAGGAACAGAUUUUUCAUGUCUGGCGGGUCGUCCUGGUAUCCCUGGACUCCACGGUACACCCGGUGCUCCUGGACGAGACGGACGAGAUGGCAGACCAGGUACUCAAGGUAAACAAGGUCCUCGAGGGUUUCACGGGACUCCAGGCAAGCAAGGACCUCCCGGAGCUCCUGGUACAGCCGGUAACACUGGUCCUCAGGGUCCAAAGGGUGACGCUGGCCCAAAAGGAGAAAAGGGGGAGCCUGGCGCGAGAGGACUCUCAGCCUAUUCGAACUGGAAAGAAUGUUCGUGGAUCAACAUCAACGAUGAUAAAGACAAUGGUCUGAUCAGGGAUUGUGUUUUUCACAAGAACUACAGCGACUCUUUCCUUCGUGUUUUCUGGAACGGGAACUUAAGGGUUUAUGACUGCAACGUUUGUUGUAAGCGCUGGUUCUUCACGUUCAACGGUGCUGAAUGUCAAGUCCCACGUGCUAUCGACGGCAUCGUGUACUUGAGAAAAGGAAAAGGCACCGAAGAUCUUCACCGUGUCCGCCAUAUUGAGGGUCACUGUGACAAGAUCCACAAGGGACCUGUUCGUGUGGGCUUCAAUGUGGGGAACUGUGCAAGUAGUGCCUCAGGUGAUGCCUAUACCGGAUGGCAGUCUACCAGCCGUCUGUUUAUAGAGGAGGUACCCAGGCCUCAGCAGUGAGAUCUUCGUUCGUUACCAGUCCCUAUAGCUAGGCACAUCAUACAGCAUUCAAUCAGUCUGGUUGUUAAUAUUCUAUUGAUAACCAGACUGAAUGAAUAGUGAAUGAAAAGUGACUUAAAAACAACGAUCAUGAUAACAACAGCCACAAAG
Actinia tenebrosa (Australian red waratah sea anemone) is the source of this 1082-nucleotide messenger RNA. Its product is annotated as collagen triple helix repeat-containing protein 1. Lineage: Eukaryota; Metazoa; Cnidaria; Anthozoa; Actiniaria; Actiniidae. The record is from RefSeq and is a predicted model, not a curated record.